AUGCCCGCGAACCCCCCGCAGUGGGCGGGCAGCAGCAUCCCCUUUAUAGGACACCUGGUGGGAUUGUUACAGCCCGGGAUAGGGUAUUUUGGGAUUUUAGCUGAAAAGCAUCCGUAUCCCAUCUUCUCCUUGGACCUGAUAUUGAGCAAAAUCUAUCUGGCAAUCCAGCGCAACAAUAAGACCAUCACUUUUGAUCCAUUCAUCACCUUCACCGCGGAGCGCAUUGCAGGAAUCCAUGGCUCCUCGCUCAAUUUAUUACGCGAGAAGCGGGCUGGCGGUCAUGGACUGAACCAGGCAGUCGUGCACGCCAUGCACCCGACGCUCACGGGCCGAUCGCUCGAUCGUAUGAAUGAGCGGAUGGCGCGCCGGCUAUGUCCGCUCAUUGAUGAGCUGGCGCAUUGCAAGACCGUGGAUCUCUACGCCUGCACGGAUGCGUCGUAUGGGCCGUUGAACCCUUAUCAGGAUCGAAAGAUUGCAGAUGCGUUUUGGGCCUUUGAAACCCAUCUCAGCCCCGUGCUGGCGAACUUCCUCCCCUGGAUCACAGCGCGCACCGCCUGGAAAGGCCGCGAGACCGCCGUCGCCGCACUGGUAAAGUACUUCGAGCGCCAUGGGCACCAAGGAGGCUCCGAGCUCACGCAAGUCCGAUGGCGGACCAUGCACGAAGCCGGACUGCCCGUGGAGGAUAUCGCGCGGGCAGAGGUUUCCAUGGCGCUGGGGCUGCUCUCCAACACCGCCCCAGCGAGCUUCUGGAUCCUCUACGACCUCUACUCGCGCCCCGCACUGCUGCAGGAGAUCCGACGGGAAAUCCAAGCCCAUGCGCUUCGCGAGAUCCUGCGCACGCGGUCGACCACCGCGCCAACGCGCAUCGCCACGCAGGAUGUCCUCGUCGCAGACAAAUACCUUCUCCAAGCCGGCGCCGUGAUCAACAUGCCCGGGCCGUCUCUCGGUCGCCACAAUGACUCAGAGACGAACAACCCCCGGCGCACGGGGGGGUUUAUGGCGUUCGGGGUCUCGCCGGUCAUCUGUCCCGGGCGUCAUUUUGCCAGUGCGGAGAUUUUGGGAACCGUGGCCAUGGUGGUUUUGCGAUUUGAUUUGGUCCCUGUGGAAGGCGUGUGGCCGGUGCCCAGGACCCAUUCUAUGGCCAUUGCGUCUAUCAUGUGCCCGCUGAAAGACCCGUUCAACAUGAGAGUUUCCCCGCGCCAGGAGUAUGAUGGUGUACGCUGGGAUUGCGAGGUCAGGGAAGGCACUGGAGGGUUUAAUUUGAUGGUUGGAUAG
Aspergillus ochraceoroseus IBT 24754 is the source of this 1275-nucleotide messenger RNA. Its product is annotated as cytochrome P450. Gene Ontology annotation, molecular function: heme binding; oxidoreductase activity, acting on paired donors, with incorporation or reduction of molecular oxygen; monooxygenase activity. The coding region runs from base 1 to 1275 and encodes 424 amino acids. The record is from RefSeq and is a predicted model, not a curated record. The transcript is spliced from 7 exons. NCBI's taxonomy places the organism in Eukaryota, Fungi, Ascomycota, Eurotiomycetes, Eurotiales, Aspergillaceae.